AUGGUGAAGGGGCGAGGGACGACCAGGGACAGAGAGGGGACGGAGUGUGGUGGGGGGGGUGGCGGUGGUAAUGGUGAAGGGGCGAGGGACGACCAGGGACAGAGAGGGGACGGAGUGUGGUGGGGGGGUGGCGGUGGUAAUGGUGAGGGGGCGAGGGGGCGAGGGACGACCAGGGACAGAGAGGGGACGGAGUGUGGUGGGGGGGGUGGCGGUGGUAAUGGUGAAGGGGCGAGGGACGACCAGGGACAGAGAGGGGACGGAGUGUGGUGGGGGGGGGUGGCGGUGGUAAUGGUGAAGGGGCGAGGGACGACCAGGGACAGAGAGGGGACGGAGUGUGGUGGGGGGGGUGGCGGUGGUAAUGGUGAAGGGGCGAGGGACGACCAGGGACAGAGAGGGGACGGAGUGUGGUGGGGGGGGUGGCGGUGGUGA
This is a messenger RNA of Salvelinus namaycush (lake trout), 429 nucleotides long. RefSeq names its product rRNA 2'-O-methyltransferase fibrillarin-like. The transcript has a single exon. Bases 1 to 429 code for a protein of 142 amino acids. The record is from RefSeq and is a predicted model, not a curated record. NCBI's taxonomy places the organism in Eukaryota, Metazoa, Chordata, Actinopteri, Salmoniformes, Salmonidae.